GACGCCAAGAAGUCCAGUCACAAGAGCCCCCUUCAAACCGUUAGCCAAUCAGGUCGGGCCGAGUUGGAAGACCGAGGUAGGUCCACAAAGUGGUCCCGUGUCCCUUUUCCCUAUGAUAUGGUACUUGGGUCCACCCACGGUACCGAUACGGCACACCUGUGCUCCGGAAUCCUUGACUCGUCUAAAUUUGGUUUAGCAACGUUCAGUCAGUUGAUCACCAUUACCAUUCCAUCUCCAAAAUUACCCGUACACCAUCUCACAACUCGUCACUCGCAAGCAACUCCUAACCUCUUUCUUUCUUUCGGGAAAGAAAAGGAAAAAAACAAAAAAACAGAGAACCCUUUACCAGGAGGGAACACGUCCGCCGGUAGGGCAAAGCACAAUCAAAAAAAUUACUAGUGUCCAAUCACCCCGCCCCACGUCCAGGCCGCAUAGCUCAAAUCAAAUGACUCACCCCUCUAUAUAAACAUUCUCGAUCACCCCCCACUUAUUAGGGAGAAAUCUCCCCAACGAUUGUGGUGCGCGGAACGACAAAAAAAAAAUCAAAAAAAAUCCGUAAAAUGAUCCUUCGGAGCCUCCUGCUUUUUGCCGCUAGUGGGCUGGCUGAUAUAAUUUUGCCCGUUUAUAAUGGACCCCCGAGAUUGAAGUACAGUGUUGUGCCCGGGUAUUUCAAGCAGAGUGAUUUGGCUACGGAUGACAGAACAUAUGAUGCGGUUUGUUUGGAAGGAGAGAAUUAUUCCUUGAGCUUGAGAUCGACUGUUGACCAUCUUGUAGCUUAGCGAUAGCUUUGGCCUUACGGACCCGAGUCCUCAUCGAUGGUACCGCUUUCGUCAGAACAUUUACGCCCUCAACAUGGGCGCUCCACAGGGUGUUAGAUAUGUGGUGCUAUAUCUCGCAAGACACGGACAAGGACAACAUAACGUUGCGGGUAUACCCUCCUGGUGUCCCCACUAGGCUCCUCCGCCCACUGCUAAUGGAAAUGUCAUAUUUUUAGAGAAAUUUUUCGGCCAAGAAGCCUGGGAAUGUUACUGGGCGAUGCAAGGAACGAACGGCACCUGCACCUGGGGACCCGACGCUAAACUCUCACCCCAAGGCCACUCGGAAGUAGCCAGGACCUCCAAAGCCUGGAAACACGAAGUCCCGUACGGCAUCCCCCUUCCUGAAUCUCACCACGUCUCGCCACUUUCCCGGUCUCUCUCGACCCUCGUUGAAACCUGGAAACCAAUAGCCCUGAACCCACCCCUCCCCGUUUGCAAUGAACUCCUCCGCGAAACCCUCAGCCUGCACUAUGGGGAUAAGCGAUCCAAAGCUUCGUACCUGAGGGAAACAUACCCGGAAGUGGAAUUCCCGAUCGAAGAGGAAGACCCCCUGUGGAACUUCCACCGUGAAUCUGAAAUCGGAAGGAAUAUGCGCAUCAAGCACGUCCUCGACGAGAUUCUCAGCAAUGAUCCCAGCAUUUACAUCGGCAUGACAAGCCACUCUGGUGUCAUCAAUUCCACACUCGUAGCAUUGGGGCAUAGACCUUACGUCCUACAAACCGCGGGUGUCCUCCCCGUCGUGGUCAAAGUAGAAAGAGACCCCGGGUGGAGGGGAGAAGUACUCUGGGGAAAGAAGGAGAGCUGGGAGGUCCCGAAGGUUGAGUUGAGGAGCGUUUGCCCGGGAUACGAACCUGUGCUGGUUUCUGGCCAGUACGUCGACGGGAUGGGUGUUUGGCCUUACUCGUAAAACGCUAGCAGUUGGGCGAUGGAAGCGAUCCCUUGUACGAGUAUACAACGCCUUACCAGAUAUAAUAUCUAGGCACGGGGGUCUUCGGGAGCUCCAAAAGGGAUGGGGCGGGUGUAUAUAUACUCACAUUUCUUCCCUCUUUACUUUCAUCAUUUUCCCACAAGGUUCGUAAACAUAGAGGGAAUGGGGAGAAACGAAUUUCGCUAUUAAAAGUUCUUUUUUUGUUGGCACCGAACGGAAAAAACAAUUGCCCAAUAUGA
Messenger RNA from Tuber aestivum (summer truffle), 1985 nucleotides. NCBI's taxonomy places the organism in Eukaryota, Fungi, Ascomycota, Pezizomycetes, Pezizales, Tuberaceae. The record is from the annotation of a GenBank genome assembly.